AUGCGGUUGGCUCCUCAUUUGCCCGUGCUGGCCUGUCUCCUCUCUACUUUGCUGGUGUUUGCGGCCGGAAUCCCUAGCUUUGGGCGCGAGGGCCAUGGAGGAAUUGUGAAUAUAGUGGUACGGGAGACGUCUCCUGAGACGGCGACAGCGACAACAGGUACUACAACAGAGGCGGACACAACAGCGAGCGGCACAACGAGCGCAACGAGCCAUACGACUGGGACAUCGAAUUCGACAUCAACGACAAAUACGAGUACCCUGACCUCCACAGCUGUGCCAACACUAAAUGUAUCGGCACCUUCGCGAAAUGAAACGAACUCCACGGCACCAGGCGCUCUGCCGCUCCAGCCUGCUGUCACUCCCGCGUUGGGAGUCGGUGGCUUCAUCCUGAUCGCUGCCGGUGCCGUUCUCGCGUUAAUCGGCAUUCGCAACUUAUGGGUACAGGUGUUUCUGUCGACAGCUUUCUUGACCAGUCUUGGAGUAACGGUUAGUCAUGCUAUCAAUCACACAGUCAAUAGCGUUGCUCAUUGUCUAUCGCAGGUCUUGAUUGUCUACGUUAUGAACCCGCCGGUGCGCGUUGCAGUCCAGGGCGCAUAUUUGGUUGCGAUUUUCUUCACGGGAAUAACCUUUGGGGCGCUCUCGAUCGUAUUCAAGGAAUUAACGGAAGGGCUUGGAUGUCUUCUGGGCGGUUUCUGCCUCAGCAUGUGGCUUCUCUCCCUAAAGCCUGGGGGUCUUCUCACAGACGAUGGCUCUAAGAGCGGUUUCAUAGGCGCCAUCUCUGUCGGAAUAUACGCCCUCUCUUUUACGCACCAUACCCGUCCUUACGCGUUGAUUGGGUCAACGGCUGCAGCCGGUGGUACGGCAGUGGCAUUAGGGAUUGACUGCUUCAGUCGGGCCGGGUUGAAGGAAUUCUGGCUUUACAUCUGGGGUAAGACACGGCUUUCCCGCUUACACCAGUGUGCCCCUGCUGAUCAGAACACAGCGCUUAACGAAGAUAUCUUCCCGCUGAAUACGAACACUUACCCAGUGACUCGCAACAUCCGUGUGGAGCUCGCUGCGACAGUCAUCGUCGCUAUCCUUGGCGUGAUCUCGCAAUUGCGACUGUGGAACGUCGUCCGCGAACGCCGACGAAAGGAGGAAGAACUCCGCGCCGAGGAACAGAGGAAAAAGGAGGAAGCCGAGGCGGAAAUCGGACGACAACUCGAGGAGAAUAACCUGAAAGAGCGUCUGGCGUGGGAGGCCCGUUACAACAGCACUGAACCAGAUAUCCCGGAGCUCGGAUCCAAUUCGAAGACAUGUCUCACAGAUGAGAAAGCAGAAUUGCGGAAGGCGAAAGAAAUUGACUGUAUGACCGUCUCAUCCGACCAGUCGAGCACAUCGGAGGCGUCCUAUCGAUGCUCCGAUUGCAGGGAGAGAGAGGCAAAUGGUGAAUCUGCGUAUGCUCCCUCCGUGAUCAGUGAGUCUACCGGCGCCUCUCAAACGGGAAUGGAAGAUGAUGAUCCAGAUGCGGUCGACCGGAGAGGGUCGCAGAAAUCUCCCACUCCCCUUAAAGUUUUUGAUGGUGCUGCCGCGGCAAGAAUGAAAGAUGACAAUGGAUCAGAGGUGACGGCCAUCAUUGGGUCAGAAACAGGCACAAUCCGGUCGAAGCGGUUUUCUGGAAGGUCUAUCCUUGACAGGAUGUCAGUGAGAAGCAGCCUCCGACAGAUGUCAGAGUCACAAGAAGCGCUUGUUUCCUGCGCGGACGGUGCCUCCUUGCAGGAUGAUGUGGAUGAUGACCUCGAUGGUCGCAGUGAAGAGUCUGAAGACCGAGAAUCUGCAAGAAAAAGUGUACACGAUGGCGGUGCACACAGCGACAGCGACACGGAAGGAACUUCCCAGCCGAUGGAGAAACGGCUCUCUUGUCCAGAGACCGCAUCCGACGUCAAAGACAUCGCCGCAAAGACCACGGAUGAGCAGAGUGUUUAUUCCCGGGAAGUGGAAGAAGCUAAAGACGGAAGACGAAACAAUUCUACAGUGCAAGAAGCGAACGACCAACGAUGUCCAUCGGAGUCUCCGAAGGAAAUAGUAGCUGAGCAAAAGGAUGAGCAGGUCCCCGAACAACCGCCGCCCCAGAAAUCUGCGGCAGAAUUCAAUCCGAUCGAGGCCAAAGACGAGAAGAGAAAAUCGGACCAUAUCGGUGUCACCGAAGCAAACGACUCGUCUUCUUCUGCUCCAGAAGGCUCAAGUCGCAGUCUGUCUCCAACCGAUCAGUCAAAGAGAUCUUCCGACAGCAAAGGAAGCACGCAGAAGGAGGAAGGAUCAUCGUCUAACAAACGAAGAAGCGAAUCAACAUCGACAGCCAAGGCCAAGGCCAAAAAGGAGCCGGCCAAAUUGAACGCCAACACCGUCAAGCAACUCCCCCAGAGAGACUCGAUAGUGGUCCAGUCAUACAGAACAAAUGAAUGGGCCAAGCAUCUAGCCGAUGCGGAAAUCUUGGAGCCGGAACCUAUCGAACCGAUAGAGGAGGAAGAACCAGAAAUCCCUGUGGGCAAGGAAGAAGCUCCGGCACCUGUCAAUGUGGAGGAGCUCCUGCAAACGCCCCUAACCGCGCAGCCGCCUCCCGCUGCAGAACUUCACGCGUCUCUCGGAAGAACACCGUCGAUAAACGAGCACUAUCGGACGUCUGGGGAGUCUCAAUCGCGCCGGGAUUCUCAGUCAACAAAACGAGGAUCUCGCUCUAAGCGCGUCUCCGGUCUGUCCUCGGUUCCAACCCCUGAUGCUUUGCAACCCUUAACUCCCGACGCCCAGCCACAACCCGUUCCGGCCACAAAGAGCGGCGCAUAUCAUGCCCCUACUCCCCUAUCGCCCAUCGCCGAUGCAGUUGAACAGCCUCGCGAAGAGGUGGAGCCCAAGCCUCAAUGGGUAGGGCCACCGCCACUGAUCGCCGUGCGAGAGGGGAUGGUGCAGAACAAGUUGACAUCGUUCUCUCUGGGGACAGAUCCUUGGUCCUCCCGACUGAGUCCCGGCCUCCCAUCAAUGACCCGUUCGUCAUCGGCAUUGUCCACCAACCCUGUGCCCGAGGAUGAGGACAACAUGCCGCUGUCUCGACGUCGGACAAUGCUUCAUCAGCAAACGCAGCGGACUUUGCAGACAAAAGCAUCUCCUCUGUUAGCCACGGGAUGGAGCCAAAGCAAUCCUACUCCGAUUGCUGGUCCCACUGCGGCGGUGUUGUCGCGGCGGACAUCAACACAUGACGGCGGCUACCACAAUCGGAAUUCAUUGUCGCGAAACAAUUCGGGCGCAAAGAUCGGCGCCAGUCCGUAUGUCCUCGGACAGCAGCAGCGCAGCAGUUCCUCGAUAAAUAUCGAUCAGGCCAUCGCCCAAGGGAUGCAGCGCGGUGACAUGAGUAAUCUACAUCGGGAUGCCAUGCGACGAAUGCAAGCAAAGGCCAACCAAAAGGUGAACGGGCGGUGA
Molecule: messenger RNA, 3453 nt
Organism: Aspergillus terreus NIH2624
Lineage: Eukaryota; Fungi; Ascomycota; Eurotiomycetes; Eurotiales; Aspergillaceae
Exons: 3
Coding region: 1-3453 (1150 amino acids)
Source: RefSeq, a predicted model, not a curated record